ACCAGAUCGUAUAUUACUUUUCUUGAUGAUGAACUUGGAGAAAGGAGCCGAAACGAAACAGAUCUUGAUUCGUGAUCAUGACGUAAAAACAGAGUUAGAAGUGUACAUCUUUGAAGCAUUCGCAAUGGAUGAAAGAGAUGUUUCGAAACCAUACUAUGGCCCUAACUACUAUUUCAUCAAGGCAUGGAUAGACGAGACCAAAGAAUACGGGACAAAAGUGGUGAAGGAUUCCUUUGUGGUUAACCAAAGA
Molecule: messenger RNA, 250 nt
Organism: Camelina sativa (false flax)
Lineage: Eukaryota; Viridiplantae; Streptophyta; Magnoliopsida; Brassicales; Brassicaceae
Source: RefSeq, a predicted model, not a curated record